This is a messenger RNA of Eutrema salsugineum, 1362 nucleotides long. Its product is annotated as protein disulfide-isomerase like 2-1. The record is from RefSeq and is a predicted model, not a curated record. NCBI's taxonomy places the organism in Eukaryota, Viridiplantae, Streptophyta, Magnoliopsida, Brassicales, Brassicaceae. Bases 73 to 1158 code for a protein of 361 amino acids. Gene Ontology annotation, biological process: protein folding. Gene Ontology annotation, cellular component: endoplasmic reticulum. The transcript is spliced from 11 exons. Gene Ontology annotation, molecular function: protein disulfide isomerase activity.
AAAAAUUAUGGACAUUUUAUAACACAGAGUACUUCUGAGAAAGAUCAAAGCUCCAAGUGAAAGAAGAAAAAGAUGGCGAAAUCUCAGAUCUGGUUUGGUUUUGCCUUUCUAGCGUUGCUUCUUGUGUCAGCCAUAGCGGACGAUGUGGUUGUUUUGACGGACGAUAGCUUCGAGAAGGAGGUCGGUAAAGAUAAAGGAGCUCUGGUCGAGUUUUACGCUCCCUGGUGUGGCCACUGCAAGAAACUUGCUCCAGAGUAUGAAAAGCUUGGGGCAAGCUUCAAGAAAGCUAAGUCAGUGUUAAUUGCAAAGGUGGAUUGUGAUGAGCAUAAGACUGUCUGUACUAAAUACGGUGUUAGUGGAUAUCCAACCAUUCAAUGGUUUCCUAAAGGAUCCCUUGAACCCCAAAAGUAUGAGGGUCCACGCAAUGCGGAAGCAUUGGCUGAAUACGUGAACAAGGAAGGAGGUACCAACGUGAAAUUAGCUGCAGUUCCACAAAACGUUGUUGUGUUAACCCCUGAUAAUUUCGAUGAGAUUGUUUUGAACGAGAACAAAGAUGUCUUGGUCGAGUUUUAUGCGCCAUGGUGUGGCCACUGCAAGUCCCUGGCUCCUACAUACGAAAAGGUAGCCACGGUGUUUAAGCAGGAAGAAGGUGUAGUAAUCGCGAACUUGGAUGCUGAUGCACACAAAAGCCUUGGCGAGAAGUAUGGAGUAAGUGGAUUCCCAACAUUAAAAUUCUUCCCAAAGGACAACAAAGCCGGUCAAGAUUAUGACGGUGGCAGAGACUUAGAUGACUUUGUAAGCUUCAUCAAUGAGAAAGUUGGGACCAGCAGAGACAGUAAAGGGCAGCUUACUUCAGAGGCUGGUAUAGUAAAAAGCUUAGAUGCGUUGGUAAAGGAGCUAGUUGCAGCCAGUGAAGAUGAGAAGAAGGCAAUCUUGUCUCGCAUCGAAGAGGAAGCUGGUAACCUUAAGGGCUCCACAGCAAGGUAUGGAAAGCUUUACUCGAAACUCGCAAAGAACUACAUAGAAAAAGGUUCAGGCUAUGCUAACAAAGAAGUCGAGCGGCUUGGACGCGUCCUUGGCAAGUCAAUAAGUCCGGUGAAAGCUGAUGAAUUCACUCUCAAGAGAAAUAUCCUUAACACGUUCGUUGCUUCUUCUUAGAAGCCAAAGUUUGAAUGAAAUAGGCGCAGCCUGAGAGAAUAGGAGUCGCUAUAACUAAUACGAUUUGUACUAUCGGUGUUUUGGAGAUUUUAUGCCUGUCGAGAUUUGUGGUUAGUUCUGAAACUCUUUUGAAUCAAGUUUCUUUGUCUCUUUUUUUUUUUUUUUUGGUAAACCACCGGCGAUAAUCAUGAAUUUUUUUCUCUU